AUGGGGGUUGACUCGUCAUAUCGCAUCAGCGGCGCAGCAUCCGCCGCUGUCGCCGCCGUGAACAUGGGAGUGAGCGACGAGCGUCUGGUCGGGCCUUCGCUGUUUAAGACGUUUUCGCAAGGCGCGUGCAACACGGGUCCGCCGAGUCACGCGGCGAUGGAGGCGGUGCUGCGGGAGCGAUGCCUCGGCGCGCGCGGUCGCAGCGUCAGCGCCAAGGACGACGUCAUCUACUCGCGCUCCGUCGGGUCGGCUGACAGCGCAGGAGGACCGCUCUGGAAAGGAGGGGGUUGUGAAUAUAACGGGAGUGUCUGUAACGGACAGUGCGAAGGUGCAAUUGCCGGUAGCGGAUGUGAUUGUGAGGGGGCUAGGGGAGUAGGGGGUGCCGAUGAAGGGCAGACGGAUGGUGUUGGGGAGAGAGGGAGCAAUGAUGGUUCUCGUUACGGUGGAGCUCGCGAAUAUGGCGCCUUCCAUCCUCGCUGCACCGUCGCGCGUCCCACCCUCGGUUUCAAGUCAUGGCUCGCCGAACAAAUCCGAUUCAGCCAAUCGCUGUCGUCCACCAUGUCCCUGCCACGGCCUCCCAGAGCCCCAGCAGCAGAUGUUCCAGUGUCGUCUUCAGCUUUCUCUCCCGCGGCCUCCCCGUCCGCCUCCCCAUUCUCCUCCCUCUCCUCCCUCUCCUCCCUUCCCUCUUUACUCUCCCCUGCAUGCCCCAGUCCGUCCCCCUCCGCGUCCUCCUCCGCGUUUCCCGCUCAGUCCAGUGCGCCCGACGACUCGCCAUUCGCCACCGCUCCUACGACCAUCGUCGGUUUCUCUGCUCCUAGCAGCACCGCCGCUCACCCGGCCGCUUCGCUUCUGCCGUCCCUCAUCGCCCCCGCGUCACCCGCUCAUUCCACCGCGUCGUCGUCCACCCCCUCCACCCCCACGCUCACCCCGCGCUCGCCCUACUUCUCCAUCUCGUCCUCCCAUCGCCGCUCCCAGAACUGCUCCUCCCCUCAGUCCGGCUCCCCUGUCCCUCCGCCUUCCCCGCUGCUGCUCGGGCGGUUCAACCUCAGGUCGCCGCUUAAGGCGCCGCUGACGGCGCCACUGCGGGCGAUCAGUCGCAUGGCGGCGCGGCGGUGCCGGCGCGGCAUGGCGGUGAGCACGAGCGUGGCGCCCGUGCGCGACGGCGUGGUGCAGUUCGAGCAGACGCUCGAGCUCUCGUGCACGCUCUACUGCACCCCCGGCCCGCACCACUCGCUGCGCUUCCAGGAAAAGCCCUCCACGCUCGUCGUGCGCCUCAUGAACCGCUCCGGAGGCUCUCGCGUCAGAGGCGCGCAGGGCGCAGGCGCAGGCGGAGUGGGGGCGGGGAGCGGGGAAGGGGAGGAUGCAAGAGUAAGGGCAUGCGCAGCAGCGGCGGAAGGUUCCGGGUUGAGUGCGGGAGUGGGGAGGGGGGGGAGCGGGUGCAGCGAGGUGGAGGUGGGGCGGCACGCGGUAGACCUGGCGCGGCUGGUGCCGUGGUCGCUCCAAGACACGGACCUUCGCCCGCACACGCUCGCCUUCCCCCUCUCCGCCGCCGCCUCCGGCGCAACGCUGCUCGCCACCUUCGGAUACGAGCUGCAGAUCAGCCGGAGAACGAGCGGCAUAGGCGCAGCUGGGGGCGCGUGGGGGGCGGGGGGCGGGGGUGGGGCGGAAUCGAGAGUGGCGCGCGCGGAUUCGAGGGCCUUCAGUGCGGCGGCGGCAGAGGCGGAGCUGGAAGCGGUGGCGCUGCCGUGCAGCAGCGCGCACAACAGCCCCGCGUCCAGCCCGCCCCGAGGGGCUCCGCUCGCGCACUGGGCUGCUGCCCCGCUCCCUGCUGCCCUUGGCGCUUUGGGGGGGGAAGGGGGGAAGGAGUUUGGGGCGUGGGGCGAGGGCGAGGGGCAGAGGAGGCCCGCAGACGAGUGCGCGGGGCAGGUGAGUGCCAACAAGUUGCAGGACGGUGCUCGGGAGGACGGGGGGGGAAAGGAAGCAAAGGGAGUGGGCGAGGGCGAGGAGGGAGAGGAGGGGAGAAUGAGACCGGAGGUAGUGACAGAGGGUGAGCAGGGGGAGGGGGGCAGUGGGGCUAUGGGUAGUGAGGAGGAGCUGUUGCAUGGCGAGAGUCCUUGUGAAGGCAGGGCACAUGGGCGAGCUGUGGUAGAUGUGGGAUGUGCAGGUGAAGCAGAGAGGGUGUGCGUGGGUGAGGGGGCCGAAACGAGUGUUGAAGAAGCUCCUGUUUCUGGAGAAGGGGGAAGCGAGGGCUGUGGUGUGGUGGUGAAUGCAGCGACUGUGAAUGCGGCAACAGCAGAUGCAGCGUUGGACAAGCACAAGCUUGCCCCUGCCUUUGUGCCAGAAGCAGUGGCGAGCGAGGUGUGGGGAGGUGUGGAGGAGGUGUGUGGAGGGGCGGGCACGGAGGAUUUAGAGGGCGUGGAGGAUGCGUUUAUUGCCAUGCUGGAGGAGCAGAGCAAGGAGACCCGGCGAGGGAGAGGCGGCAGCAGGGACCGCAGGAAGGGAGGGCGGGGUGUGCGUGGUGGCAGAGGGAGGGGGCGAGGGAGUGGCGGUGGUGAGGGUGGUGAGGAGGGGGUGGGGGCAUGGCUGGAUGGCAUUCCGGAGGUGGAUGGGGAGGGGGAGGAGAGGGAGGAGCAGGAAGAUAAGGAGGAUGGGACAUGCGGAAGAGAAAGCGUGGGAUUGAAGUGA
Messenger RNA from Closterium sp. Naga37s-1, 2685 nucleotides. The record is from the annotation of a GenBank genome assembly. NCBI's taxonomy places the organism in Eukaryota, Viridiplantae, Streptophyta, Zygnematophyceae, Desmidiales, Closteriaceae.